AUUCAGAAACAAUUAACUCUAUUAAUUCAGUACUGAUCCUGAUAAAUGUGUAUUUAUUUAGAUGAAGACUGACAAACACACCGACAGUUUGAGCAAAAUGUACCUUUUAUUCCCUUUUCCCCUUCUAUAUAUUCUAGUGCUCCAAGCAGAGGACAUGCUGUAUCUGCCAGUUCCACUCUCCUCCUCCCACUGAAUCAUUCAUCUUUUGAAAUAUUUAUCUCCUCUAUGCUGCUCUCCUCUCAAGGCAAAAAGAUCACACUUGACUCUUGCCUCCCUCACCAUCCAAUCUCUCUCUCUCUCUCUCAGGCAAUGCCAGCUCUGGUGUGCUUCAACAGGCCAUUGGCCCUGGUGCUUGUGCUCAUUGCUGCACUGUGCCGUCUGGGUUCUUGCAAUGGAGGUGCAGAUAGGAUCAGGAGGCUCCCUGGGCAGCCGGAUGUGAGCUUUGGGCAGUACUCGGGAUACAUUGGGGUGGAUGACAAGGGCAAGAGGGCUCUCUUCUACUACUUCGUGGAGGCAGAGGUUGAUCCUGCCACAAAGCCCCUUGUUCUUUGGCUCAAUGGAGGGCCUGGCUGUUCUUCCCUUGGUGUAGGGGCCUUCUCAGAGAAUGGCCCCUUCAGGCCUAGUGGGCAGGUGCUGGUGAAGAAUGAGUACAGCUGGAACAAAGAGGCCAAUGUGAUAUACCUGGAGACACCGGCUGGUGUUGGGUACUCCUACUCUGCUGAUGCUGCAUAUUACCAGGGUGUGGAUGACAAGAUGACAGCAAUGGACAAUAUGGUGUUCCUGCAAAGGUGGCUCGAAAAGUUCCCACAGUACAAGGGCAGAGAGCUCUACAUUGCCGGAGAAAGCUAUGCGGGGCAUUACAUCCCACAGCUCGCCGAGGUCAUGGUCGAGUUCAACCAGAAGGACAAGAUCUUCAACCUCAAAGGCAUCGCUCUGGGCAACCCCGUGCUGGAGUUCACGACGGACUUCAACUCCCGCGCCGAGUACUUCUGGUCGCACGGCCUCAUCUCCGACGCCACCUACCGCGUCUUCACCUCCGUCUGCAACUACUCCCGCUACGUCUCCGAGUACUACGGCGGCUCGCUGUCGCCGCUCUGCGCGCGCGUCAUGAACCAGGUCACCCGCGAGACCAGCCGCUUCGUCGACAAGUACGACGUCACCCUCGACGUCUGCCUCUCCUCCGUCCUCUCCCAGUCCAACAUCCUCACGCCUCACCAGCAGGUCGGGAAGAGCAUCGACGUCUGCGUGGAGGACGAGACGGUGAGGUACCUGAACCGCCGGGACGUGCAGGCGGCGCUGCACGCGAGGCUCGUCGGCGUCGACAAAUGGGCGGUGUGCAGCAGUGUGCUUGAAUACGAGCUACUCAACCUGCAGAUCCCGACCAUCAACAUUGUCGGAUCGCUCGUCAAGUCCGGCAUCCGGGUGCUAGUUUACAGUGGCGAUCAAGACUCGGUGAUCCCUCUAACGGGGAGCAGGACGCUGGUGCAGAACUUGGCGCAUGAUAUGGGCCUCAAGACGACGGCACCGUACCGGGUUUGGUUCGAGGGGCAGCAGGUUGGAGGGUGGACUCAGGUGUAUGGCGGUGGCGCGCUGUCCUUCGCCACGAUCAGAGGGGCGUCCCACGAGGCGCCGUUCUCGCAGCCCGGGCGGUCUCUCGUGCUCUUCAGGGCAUUCCUGCAAGGCCAGCCUCUGCCGGAAACCUUCUCAUGAUGAAUGAGAUGUUCCGUUUGCGAUGCGAUGCAAGGGGUUUUGUACUGUAACUGUAAGAAUGUGUUUGAUGUAUUCACCUCCUGCUGAUAGCGGUUUGAAGCUGCGAUAAGCGCGGUGUUCUAAAGGUUUUGGUCCCUGUUUCCUCUGUAUUCGGGGCUUUGGCAAAUGACAAUUGUCUAGAGAAGCUGAAAGAAUCGUCUCUCUGUCUCUGCGUGCGUUCUUGAGACGUAAAUCUUCUGCUACUGCUGCAACCUAGCAUAUUCUUGGACAUGUAGGGGUGAAAAACGAAAGAAAGAACUUGUACGAACUUUAUACUGGUACAUUCUGAAAUAGCUGGAAAACCUCGGCAUGAUAUA
This is a messenger RNA of Phragmites australis (common reed), 2066 nucleotides long. Its product is annotated as serine carboxypeptidase-like 45. Gene Ontology annotation, molecular function: serine-type carboxypeptidase activity. The transcript is spliced from 10 exons. Gene Ontology annotation, cellular component: vacuole. Gene Ontology annotation, biological process: proteolysis. NCBI's taxonomy places the organism in Eukaryota, Viridiplantae, Streptophyta, Magnoliopsida, Poales, Poaceae. The record is from RefSeq and is a predicted model, not a curated record. Bases 226 to 1710 code for a protein of 494 amino acids.